AUGUCUAAGGCUAAUAACACUGAUAGAAUCACAAGUUUGGAAGGAUACGUGGCUAAGAUCCGUGAGGAGGCAGAAAACGCUCGCAAGGAGAGUGCUUUGCAGAUAGCAGAGGUUUUGAAAGCAGUCAAUGACUUAACCACAAAGUUGACCAGCAAGGACGACGAGACUUCUACACCUAAGAAACUUCCACCUAAGGACCUUCGAUGGGGCUCAUUUAAGGUGGAUGAUGCUGAGAGUGAUGGUUGGGAUAGCAAAAAGAAUCAUAAGGAGUACGGGGACGAGAACAAGGGCAGAUCUGGUACUACUAACUACAGGAAUGGGGAUUUCCGAAAGAUCAAGAUGCCAAUCUUUGAUAGUGAAGACGCGUAUGGGUGGAUAUAUCGAGUUGAACGAUACAUUGAAGUUCAAGGGGUUGAGGAACAGGACCAGAUGAAAGUAGCAGCACUGUGCAUGGAAGGAACGGAUUUAUCAUUAUAUCGCUGGAGUGAAGGGAGAUCUCCUUGUCCCUCGUGA
Lactuca saligna is the source of this 513-nucleotide messenger RNA. The record is from the annotation of a GenBank genome assembly. Lineage: Eukaryota; Viridiplantae; Streptophyta; Magnoliopsida; Asterales; Asteraceae.